UCCAUACAUGUAGAACCAUACAUGGGGCUUUCCACACCUCUGCUCAGACUUUGUGGACGGUCCCUUACUGGCCCCAUGAGGUCUGAGACGUUCACGGAGCCGCUCUGACUGACUGUUGUUGAACUCUCUAGUGGAGAGGGAAAAAUUGGCGAAGAUGCACUGAAACCGACAAAACUGCCAAGGACCCGGACUUCAGUUAUCUGGUACACAGUUGUACUGUUUUACAAGUAUGAGGAGCAUCAGACCGACGAAACGGUCUCAACAAUUUAAUAGAGAUGGCUGACGUUGAGGAAAAGAAGGAUUUUCGGCGCCCACUUUAAAGCCACAGACAGAAUAUUUCUUUUCUGUUUCCAUUCAUUGGUGUUGAUCAUACCAUGAGCACACUCCAGCAGCUGGGAACAAUGUCUUUUUUGAUAAAAAAGAAGAAGUUCAAGUUUCAAGUGCACUUUACAUUGGAGGAGCUUACAGCAGUGCCUUUUGUUAAUGGAGUGCUUUUCUGCAAGAUCCGGCUGAUAGAUGGUGGGGACUUUGCCAUUUCGUCAUCCAGGGAGGAGGUGCAGCACAACUGUGUUCGAUGGAGGAAGAAGUUCUCUUUUGUGUGUAAAAUGAUUGCGAAUCCAAUUACUGGAGUGUUGGACCCCUGCAUCUGCCGGGUCUCUGUACGUAAGGAGCUCAAAGGAGGAAAAGCCUUCUCAAAGCUAGGUUUUGCUGAUCUCAACAUUGCAGAGUUUGCUGGUUCGGGCUCCGCAGUUCGCUGCUGCAUCCUGGAGGGUUAUGACACCAAAAACACUCGACAGGACAACUCUAUUCUCAAGGUUACAAUUGGGAUGACUCUUCUGUCUGGGGAUCCCUGUUUUAAAACGCCUCCCAGCACAGCCAAAUCUCUCUCCACUGGGGACGAGGACCCCACCCUGCAGCUGGACUGUAAGGGUGAGAGCACUGAUUCCACAGGGCAGCCACUUGGAGGCAUCAGGGAAGGUCCUCGCACCUUCAAACCCAGACAAUCGUCAGUACGUAGCUCAGGGCUUCCUGAGGAGGGAGAGAGUGUGUCCAGCCAAGAUGAGGUCUUUCACACUGGACAUUUCAGAAGCUCCAGCUAUGCCAGCCAGCACAGUAAGAUUUCAGGCUAUAGCACAGCUCACUCUCGCUGCUCCAGCCUGACUGACCUCAGUCACCAUAGGAACGCCUCGUCCAGCAGCAAUGUCUCCUGUGGGCUUGUCCAACCCUGCCAGCUAACUGCCUCCAGCCCCACAGAGCCGCACCGACAAGCAACUCCAACCAAACCGGAGAGACCUCCUCUACCCUCUGCAGCUGCCCUCAUGUCCAACAGAUCCUCCAGGAGGAAGAAGGACACUGUGGAGAAGCAGCCCAGCUGUGUGGACGACACUCGCAUUGAUGCAGAUGACAUUGUGGAGAAGAUUGUACAGAGUCAGAAUUUUUAUGACAGCAGCAACAAGGAAGACAGCAACUUGAGACUGUUUGUGAGCAAAGAUGGGACCACUGCCCUCAGCGGGACACAGCUCGCCAACAGAGGAACACCUGGUAUUUUUGAGCCAGUGGUCAUUGAGACCCACUAAAAGAUUCUGUACUUUAACAUCUGUCUAGCCUCAUCAACUGGUUAAUGAUUCUGUGACAUGAGAUUGUCUGUCUGUGACUGUAUGUGCAAGUAUGUGUAUACUUUAUCUAGCUUGAAAUAAGACUACUAUGAUUUGUGUGUGUGUACUGUAUGUAUGUGUGUGUGUGUGUGUGUGUGUGUGUGUGUGUGUGUGUGUGUGUGUGUGUGUGUAUAUAUAUAUAUAUA
Messenger RNA from Etheostoma cragini (Arkansas darter), 1801 nucleotides. RefSeq names its product family with sequence similarity 102 member Ab (gene eeig1b). NCBI's taxonomy places the organism in Eukaryota, Metazoa, Chordata, Actinopteri, Perciformes, Percidae. The record is from RefSeq and is a predicted model, not a curated record. The coding region runs from base 375 to 1577 and encodes 400 amino acids. The transcript has 12 exons.